AUGGUUCGCUCCAAAGCUCCUGCAAAGAAACAGCAAAUUGAUUUCAAGGUUCUCUUGUUUAGGGUUUUAGCUCCGUCUCUUUUUCUAUACAUCAUUCAAGUGUUUGGUGAAUACUUGUUGGCUAUUAUAAUCCUUGAGCAAAGUGUGGCUGCAGAAAAGAAUGGCUUUGCUACAAGUAAUCAAGGCUUGACCUUGGAGGAGCUUCUUCACCGAACUUCUCAUCACAAUGCUAACGUUCGCAAACAUGCAUUACUUGGUAUCCAAGAAAUUUUCAAAAGUCAUCCUGAAGAGCUGCAGGGGUUCAUUAAUGUGGAUGCUCUUAGGGAUCGAAUUUGUGAUGGUGAUGAGCAAGUGAGAAAAGCUUUUUAUAAGCUAUUUAAAACUCAGAUUUUUCCUUCUUGUAAAGAAGAGGAUAAGCAGCACCUUACGGUGUCAUUUUUGAUUCUAUCCAUAUUUCUCGCUAUGGCUAAUACUUCCAUUGAUGUUCGUUUGAUGGCUUUCGAUGUUCUCCACCUUGUCGUGGAAUUCUACCCGCCUACGUUCUCUUUGUAUGCUGAAAAGGUAUUCUUUUUUAACUACAAGGAUAUCAUUAUUCAGAUAAACUAUUUGUAUGUGCAAGAUAAAAGCAAUCUAAAGUCAGCUCUUUCGGGGUUAACACAUUGUCUCUCGCUGCUGCCAUGUGAUGACAGUGACAAUCAAAAGGUCAUCUUACAGAAUCAACCCCUGCUCGCCUAUAAGCAAGAUGAUCCUGCUAUAGAACGUUUCGCCAAUGUAUCUGCAGGGAGCUUGAAAGAGAUUAAGGGAGCCUUAAUCAAUUGUUUCCCAGUGUUCAUUCCGUUGCUACAUGCUCCGCGAGGAUUGGAUUUGGAUGCCCACCCAUUAAUUGAUUGUGUAGACCAUAUCCUUCGCAGCAUCUGUUAUGCGUUCAAGUUUUCUAUCCAUAGGCACGCUCAAGGACAGACGGUAUCUGAAGAAGAAGUUGCUCUGAUGAAUAAGUUACUUGGUUAUUUUCCUCCUAGUCCCGGGAACAAUAUUUCUAAAAAGAAUGGUGAAAGCUACUUUAUCCUCAAUGGUGUAUUGACAGAAAUCUUUUGGAAGCAAAGCAUUAGUAAGCCUAUUCAGGAAAAGACCUUGCUUGCACUCCUGCCUUUUGUUCCAAAACUUACUGUGAGAGUGAACCGUGACUGGAGGGAUAAUCUAAUGCAGGCGUUUACUAUUACCUUAUGUGAUUGCAAAGCAGAGUCCCCACUUAAAUUAGCCUGCAUUUCAGUUGUUAGAGACCUGAUUAUCCCUAAUGGAGAUAUCAUUUACCCCAAUGAUCCAACUGCAAAUAACUACCAGCGUACUUGGGCCUAUAAACUUCCAUCAAUUCUUAGUCAGCUGGGUGAUAAGCAUCCCGUUUCUAGCCAGGUUGUUAUGCGACUUUUGCUCGACCUUGCGCGAUUUACAUUUCUGAAGAAUGCCUCCCCAACAUUUGAAGAAGACGUCAGAAACUUCAUCUACCCUUACCAGGGAGAAGCAUUUGCAAGUCUCCCUAGGGAAGCCCAAGAUCUCGCUAUCAGUUUCCUUCACUACUGGAUCAUGGACAAAUUCACCUACCCUCUGCUGAGAGCAAUAACUUCGUGCUGUAUAUGUGAGAGUAUCUCACAUUCCUUCCCAUUCUUGAUGACUCAACUUUGGCAGAAUGAUGACCAGAAAACCCGUAACCUUAUUAUUAUGGCUUUCUGUUUCAUUGCAGAGUCGCGUGAUGUGGUGCGGGGGACAUUAUUUAACGAAUUUACAAACCUUGUGUGCAAAUGUUUGUCAGAAAUGGGUGAUAGAUCUCUCCUCCUCCAGAUUAUAGAGAAAGUUUUGGUCGAAAAGAUAAUUUUGAAGCCUGCUUUGGACAAUGGGUGUGGCAUACUGAGGAUUAUCUGCAAGUUGGACUCAAAACCUACCAGACUUUCUGAAAGCAGUGUAACAACUUUAACUGAAUUCUUACCGGGAUAUUUGAUGGAUAUAGUCAAUUGUAUACCAGAAGAUAAGGAGAAUUCUUAUUUCCUUCACCGACAACCAUGCUUCUACUAUCUAUUACCUUACUUUUUCCUGUUUGAUUGGAGCUCCAAACUGACAGAAGCGGUACUGAAAAGAAUGCGAUUGCUGGUUAGUGAAGAGACACAAGCGAUGCUGGAAUCAUUGGUCCAACAAGACAGUGAGAGCAGUCGAAGUUCAUUGAAUGUGAUACAAUGCAUUGUCUCUGUGAUUCUGUUGAUGCACAACGACGUCAAAGUUAGGAAGAUAAUAUCAUCAUUCAAGUUAGAGAUCGAUUUGAUUCUGCACAACGUUAUCACGUUGCAGUCUUCGAGCUUGACUAUAGAAGAAAUUCAUAUGAUUAAAAUUGUAGGAGAGCGACUUAGGAUUGCAUCUAAUAGCUUAGUAAGUUCUGCAACUGUGACAAAAGAAUGA
This is a messenger RNA of Eruca vesicaria subsp. sativa (arugula), 2445 nucleotides long. NCBI's taxonomy places the organism in Eukaryota, Viridiplantae, Streptophyta, Magnoliopsida, Brassicales, Brassicaceae. The record is from the annotation of a GenBank genome assembly.